This is a messenger RNA of Drosophila subobscura, 452 nucleotides long. RefSeq names its product cuticle protein 38. NCBI's taxonomy places the organism in Eukaryota, Metazoa, Arthropoda, Insecta, Diptera, Drosophilidae. The coding region runs from base 98 to 397 and encodes 99 amino acids. The record is from RefSeq and is a predicted model, not a curated record. The transcript has a single exon.
ACUGUUGCUAUAUAAGCCGAGACCCUGCGUCUGGUUGGGCAUCAGUUGCAUUUGUUCCAUUCAACAAGUAAAACAAUCUAGAACCGAAUCCUCCAAGAUGUUCAAGUUCGUCGCCGCCGUUGUCCUCGCUCUGAUUGCCUGCGCUGCCGCCAAGCCCGGCAUCGUGGCUCCCCUGGUCUACUCCGCACCCUACGUGGCUGCCUCGCCCUACGUGGCGGCGUCUCCGUACGUGGCAGCAUCUCCUUAUGUGGCAUCGCCCUACGUCGCCUCUCCGUACUCGGCCGCCUACGCUGCUCCUUACACCGCUGCCUACACCGCUGCCUACGCCUCUCCCUACGCCGCCGCCUACACAGCACCCUAUGCCGCAUACACCUCUCCCCUGCUGCUGAAGAAGUAGAGAGCACGCCGGAAGUGCCACCCGAACGGCCGCACCCACCUGUAGCACCUGUAGC